GAAGCACUGAACUCUGAUGAAUUCUCACGUCGGUGAAGCUUGAACCAAAAAUGGAGGAGAAUCCAUCGCCAUCAUCAUCAUCACCACCACCAUCGAAAUCGAUCACGAAGGGAAAAGCUUCAACCGAUUCGAUCAUGGGCGUGGGUUUGCUCAACGACGACCUUCUCCAGAACAUUCUCACCAGGCUUCCUGCCCUAUCGUUCGCUUCAGCAGCUUGCGUUAGCAAAACAUGGAACUCUGUCUCCAAUCGCAUCCUUUCUCGUCCCAAGCUCUCAUCUGCGCUUUCUCUCAACCCUUCACUCACCGAUGCAGUGAACGAGGUUCUUCACAAGGUUCUAGCUGAGCCAAUUCGACCUUAUUUCGCAAUUGUCAAUGUUGGAAGUGGAUUCGAAUCGUCAAAGAUUCUGCGGCUUGUUAGAAAGAGAUUGGGGUUUAAUAUUCCGGUUAUUGUCUCGGUGACGAAUGGUAUUAUGGGAAGGGAUGCUCUUACUGAUGAAUUUAAAGAGGUCAAGUGGGGUGCGCUUUUUAGUGGCAUUGACAGUGAAGCAUAUGCAAGAAAUCUGAAUGAAGGCAUAGUGUUGACCGUUGGAUACUUGCCGGGAUUAAAAGUUGAAGCUAUACCAUUGCGUCGACCGCCCAAGCAGACACCUCAAGAACCACGGAUUGACAAUUUUGUGAUGGAUAUCAAGGAAUAUUCGGCCUCUGUCUCCAGUUGCAAAUUCCCUGUUGGGAUUAUACUGUUUGGAGAAUCAAGCAGUGACAUGAAACUGGUUCUGGAGAAGUUGGACUAUGCCAUGCCGAUGGACACAAUCAUUGUGGGUGAUGAGCGAGGCUCCUUUGUAUACUGCAGUGGAAAUGAUUCUAGGAGUAUUCGUGGUAGAACAAGGGACACAGAAGCUGUUGCUCUUGUAUUUGCUCAAGACAGAGACAGGUCUUCUGGAAGUAUUAGAUUCCAUAUUGCAUUCUCAAACGGGGUUUCAACUGUGGGUGCUAGAUACAAGGCAGUUUCAGUUAAAACAAACUUUGAUGAUUGUUCUACCUGGCUAACUGCUAGGAGGGAAGGGCAGCAGGAACUUCUUGAUGGUCAGAGUAUUCUACUUGAGAUUAACGAUUCGCUAGAGAAUCAGAUCGAGUCUCCAGAGUUGUACAUUGGGGUAAUUAAACAUAGGAAAUUCUCCAUUGGAGCAGAGAAGCCAAUGCCAAGAACGUCUAUUGCAUAUCAUGGAGUUGUAGGAGGUGAUGAAGAGUAUCUAUAUGUUGAUGGAAUUGGCAUCAAAACAGGAGAUAUCUUUCAGUUCUACCAUUCAGAUCCUAAAGCAGCGUUAGGUUCAUUAACAGAGGUCCAUGAUGCCCUCAACAAUAUUAAGCUGGAAAAAAAUUCUAGGAGGUUCAUGUGUGAUGGAGACAAUGGUGUUAAUGUUUUCGGGGGCCUUAUUUUUGCUUGCUAUGGCCGUGGUGAGUCAUUCUUUGGACAUCACAAUAUUGAUAGCUCCCCAUUCUUGGAGAAUUUCCCAGGAGUGCCACUGGGAGGCAUAUUUUGUGGUGGAGAAAUGGUUCGUCCUUGCACCACUUUGAUUGGUCAGCAUCAAGGAGCAAGCCCCAUUAGUUGCUGUCUACAUGUUUACAGCACUGUAUAUUUAGUGAUGACAUAUGCUCCCUCCUCUGUGGAACAAUAGAUGCUGCUCAUGUUUAUUCUCAUGAUGUACAUUGCUAGUUUAAGAGGAUGCUCUGUGCUGCGGUCUUGGAUUCGACUAUCUUAUGGUGUAUCAGAUAAUAAUUAUUUUGUUACAUGGAUAUGGAGUUUAUGCAGGGUAGUUUGUUUUAACUAUCACAAUAUCAUUAUGAAACUGACUUUCAAGUUUCAAGUCUUUCGUAA
Lotus japonicus is the source of this 1876-nucleotide messenger RNA. RefSeq names its product F-box/LRR-repeat protein At5g63520-like. Lineage: Eukaryota; Viridiplantae; Streptophyta; Magnoliopsida; Fabales; Fabaceae. The coding region runs from base 51 to 1676 and encodes 541 amino acids. The transcript has 10 exons. The record is from RefSeq and is a predicted model, not a curated record. Gene Ontology annotation, molecular function: protein binding. Gene Ontology annotation, biological process: protein polyubiquitination; positive regulation of proteasomal ubiquitin-dependent protein catabolic process.